Molecule: messenger RNA, 1985 nt
Organism: Anopheles cruzii
Lineage: Eukaryota; Metazoa; Arthropoda; Insecta; Diptera; Culicidae
Gene: Srp54k
Product: signal recognition particle 54 kDa protein
Exons: 3
Coding region: 342-1856 (504 amino acids)
Biological process (GO): SRP-dependent cotranslational protein targeting to membrane, translocation; SRP-dependent cotranslational protein targeting to membrane
Cellular component (GO): signal recognition particle, endoplasmic reticulum targeting; cytosol
Molecular function (GO): GTP binding; endoplasmic reticulum signal sequence receptor activity; ATP hydrolysis activity
Source: RefSeq, a predicted model, not a curated record
UUGGUGUGUCGCAAAACAAUAGCGUGGCCACCACGGCAAUAUCGCGAGGAAAUUCGUAGUGAACUGCAUUCGUAGAUUGUUGUUUUUUGUUAUAAACACGCUGAACAGUGCAAAUUUGGAUAAUCGGUUGACGUCCAGUGGAUCCGUUCGUUGUUGGCCCAGAACUGCCAGCAUCAGCACCUAGCGACAGUGGCAUUGAAGAGAAAGGCUAUCUCGGGGGUGAUUUGUAGAGUGCACCCAUUGCCUGCUGCGAGGCAGGCCAGUUUAGGCAAAGGAACCGUCGUCUGAUACCCUGUUUCCAUCACUUUCCAUAAUCGUACCCACCGAGAAACGUAAGCAAGAUGGUUUUAGCAGAUUUAGGACGCAAAAUUACGAAUGCCUUGCACUCGCUGAGCAAGGCGACGAUCAUCAAUGAGGAGGUGCUUGACUCGAUGCUGAAGGAGAUCUGCACGGCGCUUCUGGAGGCGGACGUCAACAUCCGGCUAGUGAAGAAGCUGCGCGAAAAUGUACGCUCCGUGAUCGAUUUCGAUGAGAUGGCCGGAGGGUUGAACAAGCGUCGCAUGAUUCAGUCGGCCGUAUUCAAGGAGCUUGUUAAGCUGGUCGAUCCGGGAGUCAAGCCGUACCAACCGAUCAAGGGUCGAGCGAACGUGAUCAUGUUUGUCGGACUGCAGGGAUCGGGAAAGACGACGACGUGUACUAAGUUGGCCUACCACUAUCAGAAGAAGAAUUGGAAAUCCUGUCUGGUGUGCGCGGACACGUUCCGUGCGGGUGCGUACGAUCAGAUCAAACAGAACGCAACAAAAGCUCGUAUCCCGUUUUACGGUAGUUACACCGAGGUCGAUCCGGUGGUGAUUGCGCAGGAUGGUGUGGAUAUGUUCAAGAAGGAAGGGUUCGAAUUCAUCAUCGUCGAUACGAGCGGUCGGCACAAACAGGAGGAAUCGCUGUUCGAGGAGAUGUUGGCCGUCGCGAACGCUGUUAAUCCGGAUAACAUUAUCUUCGUGAUGGACGCCACCAUCGGGCAGGCAUGCGAGGCACAGGCCAAAGCGUUCAAGGAAAAGGUCGACAUCGGUUCGGUGAUCAUUACGAAGCUAGACGGCCACGCCAAAGGUGGUGGUGCUUUAUCGGCUGUGGCAGCUACCAGCUCGCCGAUCAUCUUCAUCGGUACCGGUGAGCACAUCGAUGACUUGGAACCGUUCAAAACGAAGCCUUUCAUCAGCAAGCUACUCGGUAUGGGUGACAUUGAGGGACUGAUCGACAAAGUGAACGAACUUAAGCUGGACGACAACGAGGAGCUGAUCGACAAAAUCAAACACGGACAAUUCACGAUCCGAGACAUGUACGAGCAGUUUCAGAACAUCAUGAAAAUGGGACCAUUUUCACAGAUUAUGGGUAUGAUUCCAGGGUUUUCGCAAGACUUCAUGACGAAAGGAGGCGAACAGGAAUCGAUGGCCCGCAUUAAGCGGCUGAUGACGAUGAUGGACUCGAUGUCGGACGGUGAACUCGACAACAAGGAUGGCGCUAAGCUGUUCAGCAAGCAGCCGACGCGUGUGACGCGUGUGGCCCAGGGCUCCGGGGUGGUGGAGCGUGAGGUGCGCGAUCUUAUCUCGCAGUACACCAAGUUUGCGGCAGUCAUCAAAAAGAUGGGCGGCAUCAAGGGACUGUUCAAGAGUGGCGAUAUGACGAAGAAUGUAAACGCGACGCAGAUGGCCAAACUGAACCAACAGAUGGCGAAGAUGAUCGAUCCCCGGAUGUUCCAGCAGAUGGGCGGUAUGAGCGGGUUGCAGAACAUGAUGCGGCAGUUACAGCAAGGCGCUGGAGGGCUGGGUAAUCUGAUGAGUGGGUUCGGUGGGAAAUAGUUGUAGUAUUAGGUGCAAUUAACUAAAAACGACGUUGACCAGAACGAAAACCGUAGCAUUUUGUUAUUUUUUUUAUUGUUUCCAGCAGCGAGCGUCUUCUAAUGUAUUUUUACUCUACUCAAAUUGUGG